This is a messenger RNA of Parus major (Great Tit), 2210 nucleotides long. It is a transcript of the gene ZNF503, whose product is annotated as zinc finger protein 503. The transcript has a single exon. The record is from RefSeq and is a predicted model, not a curated record. NCBI's taxonomy places the organism in Eukaryota, Metazoa, Chordata, Aves, Passeriformes, Paridae. The annotation marks the transcript as partial. Gene Ontology annotation, cellular component: nucleus. Gene Ontology annotation, biological process: negative regulation of DNA-templated transcription.
UUUCCGCAGCUGGAUGCGAAGAAGAGCCCCCUGGCCCUUUUGGCACAAACUUGCUCGCAGAUAGGGAAGCCGGACCCGUCCCCUUCCUCGAAACUCUCCUCGGUCACCUCCAAUGGCUCCGGAGGCGACAAGGACUCUAAGUCGGGCCCCUUGAAGCUCAGCGACAUCGGCGUGGAGGACAAAUCGAGCUUCAAGCCGUACUCCAAGCCGGGCGCGGAGAAGAAGGAGCCGGGGGCGACGGGCUGCGCGGGCGCCCCCGCCGCGGGGGUCGCGGCCGGGGAGAAGUCGGGAUUCCGGGUGCCGAGCGCCACCUGCCAGCCGUUCACCCCAAGGACAGGCAGCCCCAACUCCAGCGCCUCCGCUUGCUCGCCCGGGCUGCUGCCGGCCGAGGGAAAAGGCGGGGAGGACAAGAAGGACUCGGAGGGCUGCGGAAAGAGCGGCAGCUCCGGCUCGGAGGGAGGCCCGGGCACCACCAGCAUCAGCCACAGCCGGAUUAGCGUGAGCUGUGCCGGGAUUAACGUGGAGGUCAACCAGCACCAGGAGAGCACGCCGGGCUCCAAGCCCAUCGCGUCGGACUCCGCCUCCUCCUGCAGCAGCACCACCGCCACCUCCUCCACCUCCGUUCUGGGCUCCGGCCUCGUGGCCCCCGUCUCCCCUUACAAGCCGGGCCAGACCGUUUUCCCCCUGCCCCCGGCGGGCAUGAGCUACCCGGGGACGCUGGCUGGAGCCUACGCCGGCUACCCGCCACAGUUCCUGCCGCACGGAGUGGCUCUGGACCCCACCAAAUCCUCCAGCCUGGUGGGGGCCCAGCUGGCCGCCGCCAGCAGCCUGGGCUGCAGCAAGCCGGCGGGGUCCAGCCCGCUGGCGGGCGCGUCGCCGCCGUCGGUGAUGACGGCGAGCCUGUGCCGAGACCCCUACUGCCUGAGCUACCACUGCGCCAGCCACCUGGCAGGCGCCGCCGGAGCCUCCUGCGCCCACGACCAAGCCCUCAAGUCCGGAUACCCCCUCGUCUACCCCACCCACCCUUUGCACAGCGUCCACUCCUCGCUGACCGGCGCCACGCCGCCUUCGCUAGCCGGCCACCCUUUGUACCCCUACGGCUUCAUGCUCCCCAAUGACCCCCAGCCACACAUCUGCAACUGGGUGUCGGCCAACGGACCCUGCGACAAGCGCUUUGCCACCUCGGAGGAGCUGCUUAGCCACUUGCGGACCCAUACUGCCUUCCCGGGCACCGAUAAACUCCUCUCCAGCUACCCCAGCUCCUCGUCGCUGGCCAGCGCAGCGGCUGCGGCCAUGGCGUGCCACAUGCACAUCCCCACGACGGGCGCCCCGGGCAGCCCGGGCACGCUGGCCUUGCGCAGCCCGCACCACGCGCUGGGACUCGGCAGCCGCUACCACCCCUACUCCAAGAGCCCCCUGCCCACCCCCGGGGCCCCCGUGCCCGUGCCCGCUGCCACCGGACCCUACUACUCCCCUUACGCACUCUAUGGGCAGAGACUCACCACAGCCUCGGCCCUGGGGUACCAGUGAGUGCAGGCAGCGGGGCUUUGACACACAACACAAAGUCUAGCGGUAAGGGAAGGAAGCCCUGCGAAACUUUAUAAAAGUUGGAAAGAAAAAAAAAAAUCUGACUUUUUAUAAAAUAGUGUUCAUUUGAGGACUGGAUCCAUGAGCACUGUAUUUAUUUAUGUUAGCUUCAAGCGGGACAACGAAUCAUAAAGUGCAUUACUAAACUGAGCUCAAUAGGUAAAAGUGGAACACCCAUUGUAGAAUAUAAAUAAAAAGAUAGAGGUCUUCUCUUUAAUGUUACUUUAAAAUUGCUAUGAUUGUAUUGUACGUUCUUAUUUAAUGUCUCAUUGAAACAAAAAAAUUUACAUGCAUGUUUGUUACUAAAAAACAACUCGCAAUUUGUCAGUUAUAAUUUCAAAUUGCAAUUAUUUUUAAGGUGUAUACCCUUGAAAGAGAAUUGGUAUUUUUUUGUAUGUAUUCUGGAAGAAAAAACAAAAACAAUUCUAUUCCAAAAACCUCAUUUGCCUUAUUUUGUUCUUUAAAAGGAACACUUAACUAUUUUUAAUUUUUAAGUCUACCCUGUAAAAAGGGUUAAGUAAGGUUUACGUCAUGUACUAAAAUAGACAAUGUAUCGCUUUAAAGAUUAAAAUUCCGUAUAUUUGAUGUAUUAAAAGGUUUUACUUUUUUUUUUUUUUUUUUUU